Molecule: messenger RNA, 3443 nt
Organism: Thamnophis elegans (Western terrestrial garter snake)
Lineage: Eukaryota; Metazoa; Chordata; Lepidosauria; Squamata; Natricidae
Gene: GUCY1B1
Product: guanylate cyclase 1 soluble subunit beta 1
Exons: 13
Coding region: 96-1931 (611 amino acids)
Biological process (GO): cGMP biosynthetic process; response to oxygen levels
Cellular component (GO): guanylate cyclase complex, soluble
Molecular function (GO): heme binding; guanylate cyclase activity
Source: RefSeq, a predicted model, not a curated record
GCUGCUUUUACUUGCUCUUCUCCAGCCUUUGCCUCGCUGAGCCGCUGCUGGAACGUUAUCCCCGCGAAGCCGGGGAGGGGUAGACCGCAGGCGAGAUGUAUGGUUUUGUCAAUCACGCCCUGGAGCUGCUGGUGAUUCGAAAUUACGGCCCCGAAGUCUGGGAAGACAUCAAGAGAGAGGCACAGCUGGAUGAGGAAGGGCAGUUUUUGGUCAGAAUUAUUUAUGAUGAUUCCAAAACAUAUGAUUUGGUUGCUGCAGCAAGUAAAGUCCUCAGCCUUAAUGCCGGAGAAAUCCUUCAAAUGUUUGGGAAGAUGUUUUUUGUGUUUUGCCAAGAAUCUGGUUAUGAUACCAUCUUGCGUGUGUUGGGAUCAAAUGUUAGAGAGUUUUUACAAAAUCUUGAUGCUUUGCACGACCAUCUUGCAACAAUAUAUCCAGGUAUGCGUGCUCCUUCCUUUAGAUGCACAGAUGCAGAAAAAGGGAAGGGCCUCAUUCUGCAUUACUAUUCAGAGAGGGAAGGACUCCAAGAUAUUGUCAUUGGAAUCAUCAAAACAGUUGCUCAACAAAUUCAUGGCACAGAAAUAGAUAUGAAGGUUAUUCAACAAAGAAAUGAAGAGUGUGACCAUAUUCAGUUCUUAAUCGAAGAAAAAGAAUCUAAAGAAGAAGAUUUUUAUGAAGACCUUGACAGAUUUGAAGAGAAUGGUACUCAAGAGUCUCGCAUCAGUCCAUACACAUUUUGCAAGGCUUUUCCUUUCCAUAUUAUAUUUGAUAGAGACCUAGUUGUCACUCAGUGUGGAAAUGCUAUAUAUAGAGUCCUUCCCCAGCUCCAGCCAGGAUAUUGUAAUCUAUUAUCAGUAUUUUCAUUGGUUCGGCCUCAUAUUGAUAUUAGUUUCCAUGGAAUCCUCUCACAUAUCAACACAGUGUUUGUGUUAAGGAGUAAGGAAGGACUUUUGGAUGUGGAAAAAUUGGAAUGUGAAGAUGAAUUGACUGGUACAGAAAUUAGCUGUUUACGCCUGAAAGGGCAAAUGAUCUACUUACCUGAAGCAGAUAGUAUUCUUUUUCUUUGUUCUCCAAGUGUGAUGAAUUUGGAUGACCUAACUAGAAGAGGACUGUACUUAAGUGAUAUUCCCCUGCAUGAUGCUACUCGUGAUUUGGUCCUUUUGGGAGAGCAAUUCCGAGAGGAAUACAAACUAACACAAGAACUGGAAAUAUUAACGGAUAGGCUUCAGCACACUUUAAGAGCUUUGGAAGAUGAAAAGAAGAAGACAGAUACAUUAUUGUAUUCUGUGCUUCCUCCAUCUGUGGCCAAUGAACUGAGACACAAGCGUCCUGUACCAGCAAAACGUUAUGAUAAUGUGACUAUAUUGUUUAGUGGCAUUGUUGGUUUCAAUGCCUUCUGCAGUAAACAUGCCUCUGGAGAAGGAGCUAUGAAAAUUGUCAAUCUUUUAAACGAUCUUUAUACAAGAUUUGAUAUUUUGACUGAUUCACGAAAAAACCCAUUUGUUUAUAAGGUUGAGACAGUUGGAGACAAAUAUAUGACAGUAAGUGGCUUGCCAGAACCAUGCAUUCAUCAUGCACGUUCUAUCUGCCACUUAGCAUUGGAUAUGAUGGAAAUAGCUGGGCAAGUUCAAGUUGAUGGAGAAUCUAUUCAGAUAACAAUAGGCAUUCACACUGGAGAAGUGGUCACAGGUGUCAUUGGCCAAAGGAUGCCACGUUAUUGUCUUUUUGGGAACACAGUAAAUCUCACAAGCAGAACAGAAACGACAGGUGAAAAAGGAAGGAUCAAUGUCUCCGAAUAUACUUAUAGAUGUCUGCGAACUCCAGAAAACUCAGAUCCACAGUUCCAUCUAGAACACAGAGGUCCUGUUUCCAUGAAGGGUAAAAAAGAACCAAUGCAAGUUUGGUUUUUGUCCAGGAAGGGGACAGAGGUAUGACUAACCAAAACAUUUUAUCAAAAUAAAAACAAAACAGAAGUGAUGCGAGGACUAAAUAUGGUAUGAGUAAUCAAAACAUGUUCAUCAAAAUAAAAACAAACUAAAAAAAUGAUGCAAGGACUACGUAUGACUACAUCAGGCUUUCUAGUUGCAAAACUGAAUGUCCCUUUGAAGAAAUGAGCCAUUUAAAAAUAUUGCUAUGUUAAUAUAUUUGCUCUCUUGACAGCCAAUUACUAUCUAUUAUAUAUUACCAGACUUUAUGUGUUUGUAUUUCAGGAAAUGUUUGAGAAAAUGCCAACUGAUUAACCAUUAAUUUUAAUCUUUUCCCCUCCUGCACUAGAAUUUGUAUUUAUUUAAUGGCUAGUCCUAGUGAUAUCAGAAUUUGCUGUUUUGCACAUUGUAGUCCAAAGCUCUUUUUAUACUGCUUAAACUUUAUAUUUGUUUUCAAAAAUGAUUACAUUUUAUCAUACUUUGCACAUAGAUUGAGGCCCAAUAUUUGGCACAGCCACAGAGCAGAAAGCAGUUAAAUCUACAUUAUUUUCAAGGAGUAAAAUGUGUGUGAAAUAAAGCUCUAAUCGAAUUUAUACAUAGUCUAAAAUGUUACUUGUCUGGAUUUUUUUUAUUAAAAGCAUUUAAAGUUCUGCCUAUAGGAAUAGUAUUUAUCUUAAUAUGUAUUUAGUAAAUUAAGGAUAUAGCAGAUUCACUUACACAGCUCAGCUAAAACAACUGCUGUUAAAUCUUUUGAUUGGAAAAUUUCAAGUGUUUUGUAUUUUGAUGGAUCAAAAUCUGAAAUUGUAGAUGGCUGGAUUCUUUCUAAUGCAGUAUGUAGGAUAUACUCUAUACAUGUUUCAUAUUUUAUAAUAUAUUUAUAUUUUAAAAAUCUCACAAAUGUGCUUAUAAUACGAUCUAACAUCUCUCUCUUUCUCUCUCCAUAUAUCUCUGUCUCUCUUUGAGACCUCUUUACUGCCAAGCAGGCAACAGUUAAUUUAUGUCUUUCACCUUGAAACAAACACCAUUUUUUUUCUAAAUAUAUUCUUUUUUACUUCUUUUUAUUGUUUAAUAGCUGCAGCAAAUGACAAAAAGGAUGGAUUCCGUGCCUAUUUUAAUUGCUUUGAUUUUUAAAGUUACUUAAUUUUAAUUGCUGAUGUGCUUUAGGUUUCCAUGGCUAGUAUAUAUAUAUUUUCUUUAAAGCCUGUCAUGGAUACUGUAAACAACAUGAGGUUCAGAACACAAAAUGGCAAAUUUGAAGUGGCAUCUUUUUCUAAUAAUCUGAAUGUUGGAAAUAAAAACAAGGACAGCCUUUUUCAGAGGGAAGUUUAAAAAUAUAAAAACAACAGCAAAAACUAACAAUCAAGAGAAAAGAUAAAGAAUAAGAAGUAAACAGGGAUGGAAAUGCAAAAAGGUAUAAAGAGACAGAAAGUAAACAAAGAUCUAUACAAUGAAUCCCUAGUGCCGCGUAACAGAGUGAGCUCCCGUUACUUGUCCCAGCUUCUGUCAACCUAGCAGUUCGAA